Messenger RNA from Hippopotamus amphibius kiboko, 2807 nucleotides. RefSeq names its product heat shock 70 kDa protein 1-like. Gene Ontology annotation, biological process: protein refolding; cellular response to unfolded protein. Gene Ontology annotation, molecular function: ATP-dependent protein folding chaperone; heat shock protein binding; ATP hydrolysis activity. The record is from RefSeq and is a predicted model, not a curated record. NCBI's taxonomy places the organism in Eukaryota, Metazoa, Chordata, Mammalia, Artiodactyla, Hippopotamidae. The coding region runs from base 554 to 2479 and encodes 641 amino acids. The transcript has 2 exons. Gene Ontology annotation, cellular component: blood microparticle; cytoplasm; vesicle.
CUCUCUUCAGGCUUGCUGAUUCUCUGGGGGCAGCUCUGUGUUUAUAAUUCUUCAUCAAGCCCCGCCUUGGCCCUCCUCAGCCAAUCACCGAGCUCAGUGCGGCUGCCAGGUCGGGAAUAUUCCAGGAGUUUCGCUUCAGGUCCUGCCCCCUGGCUUUCUUGGACCAAUCAGCACCCUGGGUGCCUCCCCUCCCCGAACUCUCCAGACUCUUCUGGGGCUUGCUGGCUAGCACUGUCUCGGGAAGGGAGCAGUGGGUGGGCAAGGGGUGGGACGGGCUGGCAGGUACGGAGUAGGGGCGUGGGUGGGUUGUUGACGCCGCCCCCCCCUCCAGUGGCGUUACAAUGGCGAUGGUGCCUCUGACCUCAUGGGCUGGUAGGGAAUCAGGAUGAUAGGUCUGGGCCUGGCUCAGAGUUGUAGGGCGGGGCGGGUGGGGGGCGGGGGGACACCGGCUGCGCAGUUUGGAUAUUGAGGGAGCCCCAAGUUGUAGGGGCUCCGCAAUCGGAACCGUAUCAAACUGGAUCGAAGGCGGCGGGGCACUAGGUCUAGGAAAACCAUGGCUGCUGCUAAGGGAACGGCUAUUGGCAUCGACUUGGGCACCACCUACUCCUGUGUGGGAGUGUUCCAGCACGGCAAGGUGGAGAUCAUUGCGAACGACCAGGGCAACCGCACCACCCCCAGCUAUGUGGCCUUCACAGACACUGAGCGGCUUAUCGGAGAUGCAGCUAAGAACCAGGUAGCCAUGAAUCCCCAGAACACUGUCUUUGAUGCCAAACGUCUGAUCGGCAGGAAAUUUAAUGAUCCUGUAGUGCAGUCAGAUAUGAAACUUUGGCCUUUCCAAGUAAUCAAUGAAGGAGGCAAGCCCAAGGUAAUGGUAUCCUACAAAGGGGAGAAAAAGGCUUUCUACCCUGAGGAAAUCUCUUCUAUGGUACUGACUAAGAUGAAGGAGACUGCUGAGGCUUUUUUGGGCCACACUGUCACCAAUGCUGUGAUCACCGUGCCAGCCUACUUCAAUGACUCUCAACGCCAGGCCACCAAGGAUGCAGGCGUGAUUGCAGGUCUCAAUGUGCUGAGAAUUAUCAAUGAACCCACAGCUGCUGCCAUUGCCUACGGCUUAGAUAAAGCAGGUCAGGGAGAGCGACAUGUCCUGAUCUUUGAUCUGGGUGGAGGCACAUUUGAUGUGUCCAUUCUGACCAUAGAUGAUGGGAUUUUUGAGGUAAAGGCCACAGCUGGGGACACCCACCUGGGUGGAGAGGAUUUUGACAACAGGCUUGUGAGCCACUUUGUGGAAGAGUUCAAGAGGAAACAUAAGAAGGACAUGAGCCAAAACAAGCGGGCAGUGAGGCGGCUGCGCACCGCCUGUGAGAGGGCCAAGAGAACCCUGUCCUCCAGCACGCAGGCCAACCUGGAAAUUGAUUCACUUUAUGAAGGCAUUGACUUCUACACAUCCAUCACCAGGGCCCGAUUUGAAGAGUUGUGUGCAGACCUGUUUAGGGGCACCCUGGAGCCCGUGGAGAAGGCUCUUCGGGAUGCCAAGAUGGAUAAGGCUAAAAUCCAUGACAUUGUUUUAGUAGGGGGCUCCACCCGCAUCCCUAAGGUUCAGAGGCUAUUGCAGGACUACUUUAAUGGUCGUGAGCUCAACAAGAGCAUCAACCCUGAUGAAGCAGUUGCCUACGGGGCUGCAGUACAGGCAGCCAUUUUGAUGGGGGAUAAGUCUGAAAAGGUACAAGACCUGCUUUUGUUGGACGUGGCUCCCCUGUCCUUAGGUUUGGAGACCGCCGGGGGUGUCAUGACUGUCCUGAUCAAGCGCAAUUCCACCAUCCCCACCAAGCAGAUGCAGAUCUUCACCACCUACUCAGAUAACCAGCCUGGGGUGUUGAUCCAGGUGUACGAGGGCGAGAGGGCCUUGACGCGGGACAACAACCUGCUGGGGCGCUUUGAUCUGAGUGGAAUCCCUCCUGCACCAAGGGGAGUUCCGCAGAUUGAGGUGACCUUUGACAUUGAUGCCAACGGUAUUCUCAAUGUAACAGCCAUGGACAAGAGUACAGGCAAAGCCAACAAGAUCACCAUCACCAAUGACAAAGGCCGGCUGAGCAAGGAGGAGAUUGAACGCAUGGUUCUGGAUGCUGAGAAAUAUAAAGCUGAGGAUGAGGUCCAGAGAGAGAAAAUUGCUUCAAAAAAUGCCUUAGAAUCCUAUGCUUUUAACAUGAAGAGCGCUGUGAGUGAUGAAGGCCUAAAGGGCAAGAUUAGUGAGUCUGAUAAAAAGAAAAUACUGAGUAAAUGCAGUGAGGUCCUUUCAUGGCUGGAGGCCAAUCAAUUGGCUGAGAAAGAUGAGUUUGAUCAUAAGAGAAAGGAAUUGGAGCAGGUGUGUAACCCAAUCAUCACAAAACUCUACCAGGGAGGAUGCACUGGGCCUUCCUGUGGAACAGGGUAUACACCUGGAAGGGCUGCCACAGGCCCCACCAUUGAAGAAGUAGAUUAAUCUUAUCUGGAGCUGGAGGGUUCUAGGGUGCCUCUAAGAUGAAUUUUGUUCCCCUCGUCUUCAAACAUGGUUAUGAUUCCUGAGUUGACUGGACCUGAACCUAAGUUACCAUCCCUGUUCAAUUCUGAUGGAAGAGCCUCUUAUACCAUCUUUUCACACUCCAACAUCCAGUUUCUGACUCUGGAAUGAGACUUUUAGGAAAACUAGGCCCCUCUCUGAAACAUUUGAAGAAUUUGAAUGUCUGUUAUUUAUUUCCAGCCUCCCCAGCUUUUUCUUCCUGUGUGGAUGGUUAUCUGUCCCUCAGUAAAUUUGUUCCUAAAGCACAUUA